Mus pahari (shrew mouse) is the source of this 4682-nucleotide messenger RNA. RefSeq names its product two pore segment channel 1 (gene Tpcn1). NCBI's taxonomy places the organism in Eukaryota, Metazoa, Chordata, Mammalia, Rodentia, Muridae. The transcript is spliced from 28 exons. Gene Ontology annotation, biological process: transmembrane transport; monoatomic ion transport. Gene Ontology annotation, cellular component: endosome membrane; lysosomal membrane. Bases 278 to 2731 code for a protein of 817 amino acids. The record is from RefSeq and is a predicted model, not a curated record. Gene Ontology annotation, molecular function: monoatomic ion channel activity; voltage-gated channel activity.
GGCUGGCGCAGCUGCCGCUGUGGCAGCGGUGAGGCGGCGGUGGCGGCUGCUGAGGCUCCGUGCUGGGGAUAUUGGCGGCGGCGGCUGCGGGCUGAGCUACGCUGUGCAGACCCGGUGCACGGUGCGGGAUCCCGGGACGGCGCGUACCUUAGAAGAUGCCUCUGAUGGACCAGGCUCUGGAAAGCUUUCCCGGCCCGGUGGCUUUGAACAGGAGCUCAAGCCGGAGGCAGUUUAAAGCCCUGGCCGUAGUAUCCUGAGGACCGCAGGUCGGGAGAAGAUGGCCGUAAGUUUAGAUGACGAUGUGCCGCUCAUCCUGACUUUGGACGAGGCUGAGAGUGCUCCGCUGCCUCCUUCCAAUGGCCUGGGCCAAGAGCAGCUGCCCAGCAAAAAUGGGGGCAGCCACGGCGUCCACAACUCCCAGGUUCCCAGCCUGGUCUCCGGAGCGGACAGCCCCCCCUCCAGUCCCACGGGACACAACUGGGAGAUGAAUUAUCAAGAGGCGGCAAUCUACCUCCAGGAAGGUCAGAACAACGACAAGUUCUUCACCCACCCCAAGGAUGCCAGAGCGCUGGCGGCCUACCUCUUUGUCCACAACCACUUCUUCUACAUGAUGGAGCUGCUCACGGCCCUGCUCCUGCUGCUGCUGUCACUGUGCGAGUCCCCCGCUGUCCCCGUGCUCAAGCUGCACACUUACGUCCACGCUACACUGGAGCUCUUCGCCCUCAUGGUGGUGGUAUUUGAACUCUGCAUGAAAUUGCGGUGGCUGGGCUUCCACACGUUCGUCCGGCACAAACGCACCAUGGUCAAGACAUCUGUCCUCGUGGUGCAGUUCAUCGAGGCCAUUGUGGUGCUGGUGCGGCAGACGUCCCACGUGCGGGUGACCCGGGCACUACGCUGCAUUUUCCUGGUGGACUGUCGCUACUGUGGCGGUGUGCGGCGCAACCUGCGGCAGAUCUUCCAGUCUCUGCCACCCUUCAUGGACAUCCUCCUGUUGCUGCUCUUCUUCAUGAUCAUCUUCGCCAUCCUCGGUUUCUACUUAUUCUCCACGAACCCCUCCGACCCCUACUUCAGCACCUUGGAGAACAGCAUCGUCAACCUGUUUGUUCUCCUGACCACAGCCAACUUUCCAGAUGUCAUGAUGCCCUCCUACUCCCGGAACCCCUGGUCCUGCGUCUUCUUCAUUGUAUACCUGUCCAUCGAGCUGUACUUCAUCAUGAACCUGCUCCUGGCCGUGGUGUUCGACACCUUCAGCGACAUCGAAAAGCGCAAGUUCAAGUCUUUGCUGCUGCACAAGAGGACCGCCAUCCAGCACGCUUAUGGCCUGCUUGCCAGCCGGCGGAGGCCGGCCGGCAUCUCCUACAGGCAGUUCGAAGGCUUGAUGCGCUUCUACAAGCCCCGGAUGAGUGCGAGGGAACGCUUCCUGACUUUCAAGGCCCUGAACCAGAGCAACACACCUCUGCUCAGCCUGAAGGACUUCUAUGAUAUUUACGAAGUCGCUGCUCUGCAGUGGAAGGCAAAGAAGAACAGACAGCAUUGGUUUGAUGACCUUCCCCGGACAGCCUUCCUCAUCUUCAAAGGGAUUAACAUCCUUGUGAAUUCCAAGGCCUUCCAGUAUUUCAUGUACUUGGUGGUGGCUGUCAACGGUGUCUGGAUCCUGGUGGAGACGUUCAUGUUGAAAGGUGGGAAUUUGACCUCGAAGCACGUGCCCUGGAGUAGCCUCGUGUUUCUCACCAUCUAUGGAGUUGAACUGUUCAUGAAGGUGGCUGGCCUGGGCCCUGUGGAGUACCUGUCCUCUGGAUGGAACCUGUUCGAUUUCUCGGUCACGGCAUUCGCCUUUCUGGGACUGCUCGCGCUGACGCUCAACAUGGAGCCUUUCUAUUUCAUUGUGGUCCUGCGUCCCCUUCAGCUGCUGAGGUUAUUUAAACUGAAGAAACGCUACCGCAACGUGCUGGACACCAUGUUUGAGCUGCUGCCGCGCAUGGCCAGCCUUGGCCUCACGCUGCUCACCUUCUACUAUUCCUUCGCCAUCGUGGGCAUGGAGUUCUUCCACGGGCGGCUGACCCCCAACUGCUGCAACACCAGCACGGUGGCUGACGCCUACCGGUUCAUCAACCACACUGUGGGCAAUAAGACCAAGGUGGAGGAGGGCUACUACUAUCUCAACAACUUUGACAACAUCCUCAACAGCUUCGUGACCUUGUUUGAGCUCACCGUUGUCAACAAUUGGUACAUCAUCAUGGAAGGUGUCACCUCGCAGACCUCCCACUGGAGCCGCCUGUACUUCAUGACCUUUUACAUCGUGACCAUGGUGGUGAUGACCAUUAUCGUGGCCUUCAUCCUGGAGGCCUUCGUCUUCCGCAUGAACUACAGCCGCAAGAACCAGGACUCAGAAGUGGACAGCGGCAUCGUCAUCGAGAAGGAAAUAUCCAAGGAGGAGCUUCUGGCCGUCCUGGAGCUUUAUCGCGAGGAGCGAGGCACCUCCUCUGACGUGACCCGGCUGCUGGACACCCUCUCUCAGAUGGAGAAAUACCAGCAAAAUUCCAUGGUGUUUCUGGGACGGCGAUCGAGAACCAAAAGUGACCUGAGUCUGAAGAUGUACCAGGAGGAGAUCCAGGAGUGGUACGAGGAACAUGCCCGGGAACAGGAACAGCAGAAGCUCAGGGGCGGUGUGCCCGGCCCCGCAGCCCAGCAGCCCCCUGGCAGUCGCCAGCGGUCCCAGACCGUCACCUAGCCAGGUUUCAUCAAACCAGCCUCUUCUAUGCAAUAACACCAUAGUAUUAUGUACUACGAUGUAUGGGAACCAUGUGUGUGUAUGUAGGCACACUCAUAUAUAUGCACAUAUUUACACAGAGACAGAAAAGGGACUAGCCAGGGUCCGUUCCAACCACCUUGCUCUGUCUUCCUGAGCUCUAUCGGCUUAGGCUGGGGGCCCAGGCCUGGCCGAGCUCUCUUCCUACCAUGGAAAACUCUGGAAGCCCUCUGCUCAAGAAGCCCCUUAAAUAGGCUGUCUCGUCUUAGCAAUGCCGGCUUUCCCGUGGGGGUAGCUUGACCGCCUCCCAGCUGUGGCCUCGGGCUUCGUCCCUGCAUCGUCCCUACCUGAACCCCAGCCACCACAGGUGUCUGUGUCUGGUAUGAGGGAUAAAACCACUAGGAAGAAACCCCACAUCCUGCAGGAUGACAUCUGUUGAUGAUAAAAGUGUUAGAAGGUUCCCUUGAGGGAUCAGUGCCUGGGAUCCAAGGGGAGACAGCAGAGCUUACUCUCUCAGGCUCCCAAGUCUUUUCUUGUUGCUGGAACCCUACCACAGCCUCCCCGGGGGAAUCCCUCUCCGCAGGAAAAAGCCAACCAGAGGCCCUGGGAAUUUAACUUGCUCAGAGGAGUUCAUUUGAACUGGUGCUGAAGGCAGCCCCCCAUCACCUCCCACACGUUCACACUGCCUCCUCCAAGGUUCUCAUAAGCUAGGUGGGUAGGGGUGGCGGCGAGUCAGGUCAGGUGACUUGUGGGAGUUCUUUUGAUGCCACCACAAGGUGGUGACUGGGUAGUGCUAGUGCGUGGUGGCAGAGGGAUGGAGCCCUGCUGUUUUGUCCACAAGGGGCUGAAGGCAGGCAGGGCCGGAAGUUGCCUAGCACCCCUGCACCCCUACCCCCGUGCAUUCCCUCCAGGCUAACCUGGCCUUCCAAACCUGCUGUUGCUUGGGAGUUGGAAGUGGGCAGGCAUAGGUCCCUGUCCUGUUCUCCUAGCUGCUGAUCCAGGGGUCAAGCUGGAAAUCGGAUGUUUUUACUUUAAAUAAAGCACAGUCACCCCCCCCCACACACACACACACCGCCCCCAGGAAAAACCUCUGGUUUCCACAGAGAGUCAGAAGACUGGCCAAGUCCCUUCCACUUCAAAGAGCUCUUGGCCUCCACCAGAGCUCAGCCUGGACUCCAGGCCCCAGCUCUGAGAAGCAGCUUCAUUUCCUGCCUUAGCGUCUGUGUACGGGUGGCAUUUUGGAAGCAGAAAGAGGGGAGGCCUAUAAAGAGGGCUGGGGGGGGGGCUCUGAGCAACCAGCCUGGUUCUAGGUCCCUCCCUCUACCUCAGGUACCCUCAGCCUUGGGGAGCAGGCUCAGGUAGAAGGGACUGCUCUUGGGCCCCAGGUAGAGGUACUAAAACCCCCCAGGUCUAGCAUAUACCAGCCAGGUGCCUGAGGGAGACAGGGCCGUCAGGCCAAACUGUAGCCUCCUGUCUUGUCACGCAGCCUGAGAAAAACCCGUCCCCACAGAGCCACCUUUGAGCACACACCAAGCUGACCCUCAGACUUGCAAGCCGGGCAGGGAACAGACUGUGUCACCCACAGCCGUAAGCUGAGGCUCCUGGGAUCCCUAAGCCAGAUGCCCCUUCCCUCGAUUCUGCAGAGUGAGAAGUGGUGGCUCCGUGUCAGAGCCUAGCAGGGGUAGAGCCUCCCUGCUGCUUCUCCCGAUUGGGGAUGGGGUGGGAACAGUGUCCAGCCCCUCCCUCUGGCUCCCCCCCCCCCUCCUUCCACCCUAGCCUUACUCCACACCGUGCAGACAAUCAUUUUGUAUGGGUUAAGAGCCACGUCGUCGUCGUCGGAAGGUUUUAUACAGUGAUUUCUUACCUAGGAACCCACUGUGCCCAGAUUUCUGGUGUGCCAAUAAAAGAGCCUCUGCUUUAUAGACGCGGCUGC